This is a messenger RNA of Saccostrea echinata, 2518 nucleotides long. RefSeq names its product cytochrome P450 3A28-like. The record is from RefSeq and is a predicted model, not a curated record. NCBI's taxonomy places the organism in Eukaryota, Metazoa, Mollusca, Bivalvia, Ostreida, Ostreidae. The transcript has 14 exons. The coding region runs from base 458 to 2008 and encodes 516 amino acids. Gene Ontology annotation, molecular function: heme binding; oxidoreductase activity, acting on paired donors, with incorporation or reduction of molecular oxygen; iron ion binding.
ACAACCAUCCUUUACCUGUUUAAAAAAUAAAUACGUGGAUUCAGGAGGCAUUAAUGCUCGCUGAGUGUGUGAAUGAGAAGUGAACCACGUGUUUUAAAUAAUUAACAUAAAACGCAUGAAUCGACUUGGUAGUAGCUUAGUUGAUUAUAUAUAUGUAUAUAUAUAGUGUGUGUACUACAGUGUCUUUUAUCGGUAAAUGCCGUGCACAGGUCGACACAGCAUUCUGUGGGAUUUACAUGCAGCUCAGGUGUAUCUUCUGAACAAAAUUAGCUGAAUGCACGCAAGGAAAACACGUUAAUUAUUCCUUCUUUAUUUACAUCUAAGUGAAGGCUUAUUUAAUACUCUCCACAAGUAUCGGAUUCCGAAAUGCUAUCCAAUACCAUAACACAGAAACUCUGCCUUUUAUGACGGUUGUGAAACAAACAUUUAGCCACAGAAAGCCACAAACAAACGGACUAUGGCUGGACUAUUUCAUGUCUUUUUGACCUUUGACCCAGUGUUACCAACACUGUUCGUCAUCGCUGUUGUGUUACUAUACAGUUAUCUUAACAACAUAUACUCUGUGUUCAACAAACUAAACAUACCGGGGCCCAAGCCCAAAUGGAUUUUUGGGAAUCUUGGUGACUUUAAAGACAAGUUUCCUCUAGAAGUGUUCAAAGAAUUGAGAUUGAAGUUCGGAGAUGUAUUUGGGUUUUUCGAGGGAUUUAGACCAAGUAUCGUAAUCAGCGAUCCAGAAAUUGCAAAGCAAGUCCUUGUAAAGCAUUUCGACAAAUUCCAUGUGCGACCGAUCUACAAUCCAUUUGUGUAUUACCCUGAUAAUCUCAGUUUACUCAAUACAUACGGCGACACGUGGCGGAGGCAGCGCUCUGUAGUGGCAUCAGCCUUCAAGUCUGUAAAUACAGCCCAUGUCGUCAAAUGUCUGAAUCGAGUUGCCGAUAAGUUGGUGAGCAAGCUGGAGGAAAGUGCGGCACACUGUCAAAACGGGUUUGAUAUCUCAAGCUUGAUAGACAGAUUCUCAGUAGAUGCCUUCGCCUAUGCAGCUUUCAACUAUAACGUCAACAGCUUGGAUGACGAGAAUGCGACCCUUUAUCGUUAUAUGAAGGCGUUUAAUCAUUCCUCUGCCGCUGACAAUCCAGCAGCAGGUCUAGCCAGAGUUUAUGAAAGCCUAACGCCAUUCCUCAAAAUAUUUGACAAAGAACACGCAAUGUUGCAUGAACUCCACGUUAAAGAAAUCAGAAAGUGCAUUCAGCAAGAGCGAAUAAGGCAGCUGUCUGAACAAGAUAUGGAUACAGCAGAGAAGAACCUCCUUCAUCAUAUAAUGCAGGGAUCCGUUCAAGUUCUGGCGGAGGACGGUAAAUGGUACAGACGAGGACUGACGGACGAAGAUAUUGUAGCUCACAUUAAUUCUCUGAUCGGAGGGGGACUGGGGACCCUGAACGCCUCAAUAGAAUUCGUCAUUCACAUGCUGUCUGUCCAUCCAUCACUUCAACAGAAGCUUUAUGAAAACAUAAUAGAAGUUUGUGGAAACGAGGAAAAUCCAACUGAUCAACAACUCAAAAACCUAGAGGAAAUGGACAAAUUUAUUUUUGAAACACUUCGACUGCUGCCGUGUGCUCCGGGUGUAGCCAGAACAUGCACAGAGGACUGUGAAAUCAAUGGAAUUCCGUUUAAAAAAGGAUGGUUUGUAAGGAUUAUGUUAUGCACACUGUACACCGAUGAUUCCGUGUUCCCUAAUGCAGAAGUGUUUGAUCCCGAGAGGUUUUCCACAACGGAAAAAGAGAAGAGACACCCGUACGCAUUCCUGCCGUCUGGACAGGGACCGCGGAUGUGUCCUGGGUAUAACAUUGCUUUGUACCAAACAAAAGCAUCAUUAGUCAAGAUCCUUAGAAAGUUUGUCAUUGAAAGUUGUCCGAAAACAGUGGACCCACUUCCCACUGCCUUAAGACCAAUGCUUUGUCCUAGAAACGGUGUGUUCAUAAAACUACGAAAUCGUAGUAAAACUCAGUGAAGAAUUGUGAUGGUUAAGCGGACAAAAAGACAUACUCAUUGCAUGCCAAAUACGCAUGCUCGUAUUUGGGCAGACCAUAAGUCCUUCGAAGGAGCUUAACGUACAAGAAGGAGACCGGUCAUACUCAGCUUUCCUGAUCAAUAUUCACAGAGAAUUAUACUCCUCAAGUUUAAUUCAUUCAGAACUCCGUUGUUUUGAAAUGUUACACAUUAGUCCGUAGUGUGUGAUAAAUGCUCAUGACUCUGUCUGUGUGAAGUAAACGCCAUUUUCUCCACGGAGGUAAUGUAGAAUUUUUACUUUGUUGCCAUAUUGGGUCACUACUGUGAUACAGAACUACGAAGUCGUAUACGACAGAUGUUGAAGAGGACCAGACGAACUGAAUAGAAAUCCACUGACAUUUGUAUGGUUUCAUAUGAUUAAUGUUUUAUUCAGACUUCAUGAUCAUUAUAUGUCCAUGUUAACAUGAUUUCAGUGAUGUAUAUGCAUCAAAAUGAUAUUUAUUUGUUCAAA